Loa loa (African eye worm) is the source of this 171-nucleotide messenger RNA. RefSeq lists its product as hypothetical. The transcript has a single exon. The record is from RefSeq and is a predicted model, not a curated record. The coding region runs from base 1 to 171 and encodes 56 amino acids. NCBI's taxonomy places the organism in Eukaryota, Metazoa, Nematoda, Chromadorea, Rhabditida, Onchocercidae.
AUGGCCGAUAUGACAAAUUUCCCAUGCACGGAGGAGAAAAAAAGAAUCAUUAAGAUUAGAUUAAAUGUCCUAUUCGAAAUGCUAUCAUCAUCAUCAUCAUCAUCAUCAUCAUCAUCAUCAUCAUUAUCAUUAUCAUCAUCAUCAUCAUUCAAUGAUAAAAUUGUUGCAUAA